Cantharellus anzutake is the source of this 3946-nucleotide messenger RNA. RefSeq lists its product as uncharacterized. The coding region runs from base 90 to 3755 and encodes 1221 amino acids. Lineage: Eukaryota; Fungi; Basidiomycota; Agaricomycetes; Cantharellales; Hydnaceae. Gene Ontology annotation, molecular function: zinc ion binding. The record is from RefSeq and is a predicted model, not a curated record. The transcript is spliced from 9 exons.
CCAAGGGCAGUCUCUCUGCACAUGCACCCUUCAAGAUUUAUCGACGCUCAUGAAGCGCCAGGAUCUGAGUCGAGAUUGAGGCAUGCUCUAUGCGCGCGGCUCCUGAAGGAGAAGGUGGCUAUGCAGAUUCGGUUCCACCCGUAUCAAUCAUCCCGCCGCGUCACUUCUCCUUAUUGGGCACAGCAGGUUCACAGCUUGUCAGCGCACCACAACCACCCACCAAGCCGUCUUAUAAACAACCGACUAUGUUCACUGUAAAGGCGGAGUAUGCAGGGGAAACUCGCAAGAUCCUCUUUCCUUAUUUCCCAUCAUGGGGAGCGUUGAUCGAGCAGGCGAGUGCCUCAGCCCCGUGUGUGCUGUACGCACCUUCUGAUGCCUUUCUCUUUCUCCUUUCUCAGGUCUACAAAGUGUUCCGAGUGGACCAGUAUUACUUAUCAAACCUACUCCUUAGUUCGGAAACCCAGGGUGAGGACAAGAUCCUUAUAGCGACGGAGAUCCAUACGCCCGUGGAGUAUAUCCAGCAUGUCUCUCCAUUCAUGAAAAAUUAUGGUCAUGACGGCGUUCUGAGGUUCAGCGUGCAAGACAAGGUGCAUCGAAAAGAACCUUCUAGCAGCAGCAGCCGCAGCGCGCGCAGCCAAGCACCCAUGGAGGUGGACGACAGGGGAGAGCCUUUUAACCGCACCCCUCGAUUUUCCCUUAGCAUGAAACGUCGUCUGCAUCCCCAUUACCCGCCGAGGGGACCACGUCACAGAUACUAUACUGGGGAUGACUCGACCUACAGUGAUCGCUCCUCCCGCAGCAGGGUUUUCGGGAGGCAUAAAUCACUCUUCCCUCAUCUCCCGCACAUCCAUCCCCGCAUGCAGAGCGAGGAAGUGCGAAACUCAAUGCCCAUUGAUGAGGACGAGAGUAUGCUAGAGGGCGAAACCCAGCGCCGUUGGAAAACCAUUGAAGAGCUCGAGAGGAUUUGGUCGGAUCCGCCUAAUCGCAGUCGCAGUCCCUAUCAAGGCAUAUUGAACCUGUCGUCUCCUUCGACCCACAACCCCAGCUCAGAAUCUUCCGCCAGCGAGGAGGUCUCUCAACUCAUUCAAUCAUUCGUCUCUGAGAUCAAUGACGUUUUGGCUAAGCAUGGGAUGGGCGAACAUUCUCUUUCUGUCACUGGCGAGUCUGACGCCGCUCGGUCAGCGACCACCCCCGUGGUUGCACCGAAGGUUGAGGACAAAUUUCUCCACCCUGGAUACCACUGCGAUUAUUGUCUGAGUACCAUUCGUGGUACCAGGUUCAAGGCAAGUGGCUUUCCCGCCUCAUCAUCUUGCACCAACUGUCAUGACUUUGACUUGUGCGAAAAUUGUGUCAAGGUCCACUUCGCAAAGUUGGAUCACGAUCCAUAUCAUCAUUUCAUGGAAAUUCCGGCUCCUGGCACUGAGACCCCUAUACCCAGCACGCCUGUGGUUCCGGCUCCCGAAGAACCUGCACGUCAUGCAGCGAGCUGUGAUCUCUGCAACGCGACUAUCUAUGGGGUCAGGCACAAAUGCCGCAAUUGCCUAGAUUAUGACAUGUGUUCCGAAUGCUUCGAAAAUCAUCGAGGCGAGCACAGUUUUGAACAUGAAUUUGGGUCAUAUGCAACCCCUGAAGAAGUUGUCCUGCUUCAUUAUCCCAUCGAGGCCCCUGUGCCCUCGCCGCCUGCUGUGCAGCCAUCGGCCAACUACCUGCUCACCCCGAAUAUUCAGCAUGAACCAGUCCAUGCGGCCACUUGCGACAAAUGCUUUGGCACUGUUGUUGGGAUUCGCCACAAAUGUCUUGACUGCGAAGACUAUGACCUAUGCAAUGAGUGCUUCCCCGGAAACUCUCUUCUCCACUUCAACGGUACUCAUCGUUUCUUGCACUUGGAUGAGCCCAAGCGGAUUGUCGUCACCCGAGUCUACGAUGAUGAUCCUUCUCCUGUCAACGAAGAAGGGCAGAGCGCGACACUCCCCGAGGAUAGCCAUGUUCAGCAUAACGCAAGAUGCGACUUUUGCGGGCGCAUUAUUCUUGGAUUCAGGCACAAAUGUCUUGAUUGUGAAGACUUUGAUCUUUGUAAUUCUUGCAAGACCAACGCUAGGGAGGCACACGACAUGAGUCAUACUUUUGUGAAGUUCAAUACCCCAGGUGAAGUCGUCGUUUAUCGAAGGCCGGAACCUGCAGCGACCACCGUUCCUCCAUUAUCAGCUCCACCAGUCCCGCCAGCUCCAUCAGAUCAACCUCAAGAUCCUACUGUUGUUCAUAAUGCCAUGUGCGACCUUUGUGACUCGCGCGUUGUUGGUGACCGUUACAAAUGUACCAGAUGCCCAGAUUUCGAUGUGUGCCGGGCAUGCUUCCCUCUUUCGCCCGAGGAACAUCCGUAUCAUGCAUUUGUGAAGGUAUCCAGACCUGAGCAAAUUAUGACGCCUAUUGUCGAGCAAUAUACAACGGUGCACCCCGCUAAUUGCGAUGUAUGCCACAAUCAUAUUAUUGGCAUCCGUUUCAAGUGUCUUCAUCCGGAUUGCCCAGAUUUCGAUCUUUGCCAGCAUUGCGAGGCUCUUCCUAUUUCCGUUCACCCCACAAAUCAUCCGCUUGCCAAGUUCAAGGAUGAUUACACCAUUAACGAGUCUAGGUUCGAGCGUGUGUUUGAGUUCAUACGAACGACUGCCUUGAAGGACACGGUGGACACGAUGAUACCAUCUGGUCCUUCCCCUCUUCUACCUCCAUUGUUAGCGCUUGGUAUCGAAUCUCCUCCCUUGCCUUCAUUGCCAGCACUCGGUAUCGAUGGGCUCAUUCCACGAGCGGAGUCGCCUCAGGAAGAGGGACUACUCUUUCCUAGGGUGCCCCAGGUUGAACGACUACUACUCCUGGAGGAAACUGAAGAGAUGAAAAUGCGUGACGGAGCUACCGGCAUCACCGUUGUUCGAUCGCCUCACGAGACGCCCGAAACUGAAAACCCUUUUGCUGAUCCCAUCUUGGAGACAGAGAGAACAACAACUGUGGAAGUUACCGCUCCUCAGAUUAUGACAUAUGAAGAAACAGGUCUAGAUUCUCCUGCACGGGUGAUGACACCGAUCUUGGGCGGCAAGCCCCUGAGCCCUCGUUCCAUCAGCCUUCAAGCCUCCUACAUCGCUGAUAACAACGUUGACGAUGGUCAUGUCUUUCCUCCUGGUGCAGAGUUUGUCAAGUCCUGGCUCAUGAGCAACCCUGGUGCCGUCCCAUGGCCGGAGACCACCCAGUUAGUCUUUGUCGGUGGCGACCGCCUCUCAUCUGGGGAUGUUGCUAACAACGCGUACCAUGUUGGUCGAGUGGAGCCUGGUGCUGAAGUUGAUGUACAUGCUCACGACAUGAAGGCUCCGGAAGAGCCUGGCAGAUAUGUGAGCCACUGGAGGCUUAGCGACGGUGAAGGCAAACUCUUCGGCGAUCAGUUGUGGUGCGACAUCAAUGUGGAGCAAAUUCACAGCUCUCUUCCAUCUUCAAUGUCAUCCUCGUCUGUGAUUCGAAUGCCUAGCGCUGCUCCGCAGGACGAAGUACCAGCCAAUCAAACUGAGGAGCGCUACCCAACCCCGAACGAGGUCCGCUCUCCUGGCACGCUCUUGUCCUCCGUCGGAACAGCUACGAUCUCCAGUGCGUCCGGGCUCAGUGACAGUGGAGAUAGCGAUUGGGAAGAUGCUAGAGCUAUGCCUGCGCCACGGAGGCGUGAUUCUAAUGAGUUUAUAUUCGUUGAUGAGGACGAUGCCGAUGGGGAUGGUCAUUGAUUCGUUUGUACACUACUGAACGACUUUUUCUCUUUUUUUUUUUUGCAUUGGGUCAACUUCCACCAUUCCCCCACUCAUUGAUCCCAGUCUUGAGCUUGGACUGACUUCAAGAAAAACAGAUUCUAUCUUUGGCUUGGUUUUCUCUUGUCUGCCUGUAAUAUAUGGUUUCUGAAUCAUGGAUGUUUGAUGAA